UGGAGAAGAUGGAGGACACCAGUUUGCUGCCCAGCCCCAUCCUCAUCAGCAUCAGGAGCAAGAUGGCCUUCCAGUUCAUCGAGCUCAAGGAUAGAGAGACCUUGGAAGAGACCCUGCUUGAGAGACUGAAGCAGGUCCACGCCAACCAUCCUGUGCACUAUGACACAUCAACCAAUUACAAGGACAUGGGCUGGACACACAUCACCUGUUUUGUACUUGACAAGCAUGUGCAGUGACCACAAGUUUGGGGAUCUUGAAAUGG
Sciurus carolinensis (gray squirrel) is the source of this 262-nucleotide messenger RNA. Its product is annotated as TBC1 domain family member 8-like. The record is from RefSeq and is a predicted model, not a curated record. The transcript has 2 exons. NCBI's taxonomy places the organism in Eukaryota, Metazoa, Chordata, Mammalia, Rodentia, Sciuridae. Bases 9 to 236 code for a protein of 75 amino acids.